UUCCCUCUCUCUCUCCGAUUUUACCGAGUCAUGAAUCCAACGGCUAAUCACGACCCGUUUUCUUUGAUAGUAUCUCCACUCCACCCUACCUUCAUCAUUUUUUUUUAUUGGUCGACAACCAGUUCAGAAGAGUCAAGGCUUGCGUUUUUGUCAAUGGCGUUGGGGAGGAAAUGGCUGUGGAGCUGAUGCUGGGAUAUGGGGGCAAUAGUGCUCUGGCAGGGAAGAUUGAAGAGGACGCUCUUGCCGUGAAGGAAUUCAGAGCGUUGAGAAGCUUAAUGAGAUUGAUGUCUCAAGAACAAUAAUACCAGGAGGCCGUGGCUGAUUCUGCCACGAACAAAAGCUUCUACGGAGGUCGGUGCUGUUGCGGAUGUGGCUGUCGACAAGUUCGAUCAAGAAGGUAAUCUCUUGGCUGAUCGAUUCUCAAGUUUACUAAAAACCAAAAAGAUUAAAUAAACUGGUCUCAGGGCAUUGUUGUCAAACCAUGUCGUUUCACAACACCAUUGUUGCUGUUAGUCUAAAACUAUGUCGUUUUUAGACUAACAGCAUCGAAGCCGGAUCUUUAGGGUUUUAGCUCGUAUUCUUCUCUGACCAAACGGCAAACCCACUCACACGAUGAGAUCUUCACUCACUUCUUCUCCGAUCCCUCCAUGUCUUCUCCGCUCUUUCUUAAACCCUAAAUCUCUCUGCUCACAACCACAAUUUCCCAACGAACCGUCCAUCCCAGAACCUCCAUUUUCCGAGAAUCCGAAUCCAAACACCAAUUGUCACGAGAAAAUCACUUCAGAAUCCAACUUUCCGGCGAUACCCACUUCAGACCCUGAAUUUUCUGUCGCCCCAUUUUCCCCAGAACCCAAACGCGCCGACUUCACCGCACCAAUUUCACAAGACUCGGUUUUGACUCAAACCCAUGUGAUAAACACUCUUCUGAGCCACAAGAGCGAGCCAAGAUCGGCUUUGAAGUACUUCAACUGGGCCGAGGGAAAGCGAGGCUUUGUUAAAAGCGUGGAUGCCUUCUGUGUUUUGCUUCACAUUUUGGUGGGCAUUCCCCAGACUCAUAAACUUGCUCAAAAUUUGCUUAAUCAGUGCGUCUCGGGCGAUUCGGGUCCCGCGCCGCGUGUUUUUGUCGAUCACUUAGCAGAAUGCGCCAAAAGGUUUGGUUUUGUGUUAGAUUCGCAGGUUUUUAAUUAUUUGUUGAACAGUUAUGUUAGAGCUAAUAGAAUUGAAGAUGCUGUACUUUGUUGUAAUAGAAUGAUAGAGAGUGAUAUAAGUCCUUGGGUACCAUAUAUGAAUAUUCUUUUGUCAGCAUUGGUUAGGAGAAACAUGUUUGGUGAAGUGCGAGAUUUGCAUGGUAAGAUGGUAUUGAAAGGAAUUAGUGGCGAUUGCUAUACGGUGCAUGUGAUGAUGAGUGCAUUUUUGAAGGAAGGGAAGGCUGAGGAGGCGGAGGAAUACUUCAGAAAGGCGAAAGAUAGAGGGGUUGAACUUGAUGCAGCGGCAUAUAGUAUUGUUAUUCAGGCUGUUUGUAAGAAACCCAAUUCGAGUUUGGCUUCCGGGUUGUUGAAGGAGAUGAGAGAAAUGGGAUCAGUUCCUUCAGAGGGUACUUAUGCUUGUGUUAUUGGGGCUUGUGUGAAGCAGGGGAAUAUGGUAGAGGCAUUGAGGCUUAAAGAUGAAAUGGUGAGUUGUGGGAAGCCAAUGAAUUUGGUCGUGGCAACGAGUUUGAUGAAGGGGUAUUGUGUGCAAGGUGAUCUGAAUAGUGCUUUGGAUUUGUUCAAUAAGAUUGGUGAGGAUGGGCUUUCACCAAACAAGGUUACAUACUCAGUCUUGAUUGAAUGGUGUUGUAAGAAUCGGAACAUGGAAAAGGCCUAUGAGCUUUACACCCAAAUGAAAGACAACGGUAUCCAGCCUAGUGUCUUUAACCUUAAUUCCUUGUUACGUGGAUUCUUGAAAUCUGGGAUGCUGGAAAAUGCGUCCAAGUUGUUUGAUGAGGCAGUUGAAUGCGGUAUUGCUAAUCUUUUCACAUAUAAUAACUUUUUGUCAUGGCUCUGUGAAGAAGGUAAGGUAAAUGAGGCUCAAAGUCUAUGGGUAAAGAUGAUUAGUAAGGGUGUGGUACCUACUGUAGUUUCAUACAACAACUUGAUACUUGGCCACUGCAGAGAAGGGAAUACGGAUGUUGCAAAUACAUUAUUUCUGGAGAUGGUAGAGAAUGGCUUAAAGCCUAAUGUGAUCACGUAUUCAAUUUUGAUGGAUGGGUAUUUCAAAAAAGGUGACGCUGAGCGUGCCUUAGAUUUGUUUAACCAAAUGUUGGAUGUAAAUAUUGUUCCCACAGACUUCACAUUUAACACUAUUAUCAAUGGCUUUUGCAAAGUUGGCCGCACAACUGAGGCAAGGGAUAAGUUGAAGAGCUUUGUUGAGAAGGGUUUUAUUCCCAUCUGUUUAACUUACAACAGCAUUAUAGAUGGAUAUGUCAAGGAGGGUGCCAUAAAUCCUGCACUGGCUGUUUAUAGAGAGAUGUGUGAAAGUGGAAUUUCCCCCAAUGUUGUAACUUACACCAGUUUGAUUAAUGGGUUUUGCAAAAGCAAUAAUAUUGGUCUUGCUCUGAAAAUGCGGAAUGAGAUGAUAAAUACGGGUCUUGAAUUGGAUGUUACGGCAUAUAGUGCUCUGAUUGAUGGAUUUUGCAAAAGGCGAGACAUGGAAAGUGCACGUGAACUGUUUGCUGAACUCCUUGAAGUUGGUUUGUCUCCAAAUACAGUUGUGUACAAUAGCAUGAUUAGCGGAUUCAGGAAUCUAAAUAACAUGGAAGCAGCCCUUGACUUGCACAAGAAAAUGAUAAAUGAUGGGAUUCCUUGUGAUUUGCAAACUUACACUACAUUGAUAGAUGGAUUGUUAAAAGAGGGUAAAUUACUCUUUGCAUCAGAUCUUUACUCAGAGAUGCUUUCCAAGGGUGUUGUGCCUGACAUCAUCACAUAUACUGUUCUGAUAAAUGGCCUUUGUAACAAAGGACAGCUAGAAAAUGCACGCAAGAUUUUGGAAGAGAUGGAUAAGAAUAGCAUGACUCCUAGUGUUCUUAUUUAUAAUACUUUGAUUGCUGGACACUUUAAGGAGGGGAAUCUGCAAGAAGCGUUUAGACUACAUGAUGAGAUGCUUCACAGAGGUCUUGUACCUGAUGAAGCUACUUAUGAUAUUCUUGUAAAUGGGAAGGCCAAGGGAGUAAAUACUCUUGCUGGAGCCUUGCAAGUGUAAAUAACUGGGACGGUUAUUGUUUCAAGUUGCUUUCAAGCUUUUGCUUGGUCCUUCAAAGGAGAAAUAUAUCAUGACCUGCAAUUUUGUUAUAUCCUUCACCAUCAAGCUGGGAAGGUAAGGUCCACGUUGGCGUCACAUGACUGUUUUUAAUUCAGUACUCUGAUGACUUUGUGGAUGUUUAUAAGGUAUGCAUUUUCUUCUUUCGUUGACUAGGCCUAGGAUCAUCAUCACUCUCUGGCUUACUAGAACAUAAAGCAAAAGUACCAAGUUAAAACCAUUUCUUGAUCUUCAAUUGCAGUGCACUCUUUAAAGCACAUUAAAAGUGUAAAAAGCGUGUGUUUUUUUGUAGAUAUACCAGAUGCAGAAAAGCACCUUAUUUAUUUA
This is a messenger RNA of Alnus glutinosa, 3621 nucleotides long. Its product is annotated as pentatricopeptide repeat-containing protein At3g54980, mitochondrial-like. Bases 613 to 3237 code for a protein of 874 amino acids. The transcript has a single exon. NCBI's taxonomy places the organism in Eukaryota, Viridiplantae, Streptophyta, Magnoliopsida, Fagales, Betulaceae. The record is from RefSeq and is a predicted model, not a curated record. Gene Ontology annotation, molecular function: protein binding.